UUACUUUGACCAACUAUUCCAUUGAAUAAGUCAAACUCUUUGUUCAGAGUUUGUGAUCAUGCCAAGUCUUCAUGACUCGCGCUUCUUCUCAAAGACCAAAACUGAGUCAUCUCUUCCACUCUCCAUAAAAUAAAACACACGCAACUGACCUCAAAAACACUGCAUAACCAAAUUCUUCUCCUUUCUGUAUAUCUAUAGCUACACAAUCUUCUUAACCUUCUUUUACCUUUUCUUGAGUCUUACAACAAUUGGAAAGAAAGAAAUAAAGUAAAAUGGCUAAGGAAGACAGAGUUUAUGAAAGAACUCUGGAAGAAACACCAACCUGGGCUGUUGCAGUUGUGUGCUUUGUGCUGCUUGCUAUUUCAAUCAUAAUUGAACAUAUUAUUCAUGCUAUUGGAAAGUGGUUCAAAAAGAAGCGCAAAAAUGCUCUUUUUGAAGCAUUGGAAAUGGUCAAAGGAGAGCUUAUGCUGAUGGGAUUCAUAUCCUUGCUACUAACUGUGCUCCAAGAUCCAAUUUCUAAGAUCUGUAUAUCAAAAAGUGUUGCAUCCACUUGGCAUCCUUGUGCCAAUCCAAAGACAAAGACUAAACAUGAUGCAGAUUCUGACAGUGAUGAUUCCAAUCAUAGGAAACUUCUCGAAUAUUUUGACCUCAUUCCGCGGCGUGUUCUAGCUACAAAAGGAUAUGACAAGUGCCAUGAUAAGGGAAAAGUUGCCCUUGUUUCUGCAUAUGGGAUCCACCAGCUCCACAUAUUUAUUUUUGUGUUAGCUAUUUUUCAUAUCCUACAAUGCAUUAUAACACUUGGUUUGGGAAGGAUUAAGAUGAGACGCUGGACGAGAUGGGAAGAUGAAACAAAGACUUUUGAAUAUCAAUUCUAUAAUGAUCCUGAGAGGUUCAGAUUUGCAAGGGACACAACAUUUGGACGAAGGCACUUGAGCACGUGGGCUCGCUCACCAGUUUCCUUAUGGAUAGUUAGCUUCCUCAGACAAUUCUAUGGAUCUGUUACUAAAGUUGAUUACAUGGCAUUACGGCAUGGAUUUGUCAUGGCACAUCUAGCACCAGGAAACGAUGCAAAUUUCAAUUUCCAGAAGUAUAUCAAUAGAUCACUAGAGGAGGAUUUUAAAGUUGUGGUGGGAAUAAGCCCUAUUAUAUGGUUCUGUGCGGUGCUAUUUCUGCUGACUAAUGCUCAUGGGUGGUAUUCUUAUUAUUGGCUUCCAUUUAUCCCCUUAAUUAUAAUCUUGCUAGUGGGUACUAAGCUACAAAUGAUCAUAACAAUGAUGGGUUUGAGGAUUCAAGACAGAGGUGAAGUAAUCAAGGGUGCACCUAUGGUUGAGCCAGGUGAUCAUCUGUUCUGGUUCAAUCGUCCCAGCCUCCUUCUCUUUUUGAUUCAUCUUGUUCUCUUUCAGAAUGCCUUUCAACUAGCUUUCUUUUCUUGGAGUACAUAUGAGUUCUCUCUAAGGUCAUGCUUCCACGAAAAAAAUGUGGAUAUUAUCAUUAGACUUACAUUGGGGGUUGUAAUACAAUUCCUAUGCAGCUAUGUCACUUUGCCUCUUUAUGCUCUAGUUACACAGAUGGGUUCAACCUUGAAACCAACAAUUUUCAAUGAAAGAGUAGCAGAUGCACUGAAGAAAUGGCACCACACAGCCAAAAGGCAAGUCAAACACAGCAAGCAUUCUGAGGCUAACAGCAUCACACCAUUCUCGAGCAGGCCAGCGACGCCAACGCACGGCAUGUCUCCGGUUCACCUGCUGCACAGACACCUUGCCGGCCGCAGCGACAGUGUGGAAACUUCUCCGAGGACAUCGAACUACGAGUAUGAGCAGUGGGAUGUUGAAGGCUCAAAUUCUCCAAGUAACCACCCAACAGGAGUUGAUGAGAUACAGUUGGAAGUUUUGGAGCAACGUUCAGAAGCAACAGAAUUGCCUAUUACCAGCACUAGACAUGAAAUCAGCAUUGCUGUAUCCGAUUUUUCUUUCCAGAAGCGACACACCGGUAGUGAUUAGGUUUGUAGAUAUUGCCAACCAGUUCAAGUGUACAGCUUCUCUUUGAAUUCGGGUUAGGCCUAACUCUACGUCAAAAGCUAGCUCAGUCUCCGGGGCUUAGGGGUGAGAUUGUUCUACCCUUUUUAGGACUUAUUUGGCCAUAUCUCUAGUUGAGGAAUCUUAGCAGCUGCAGUAUAUAUAUCAAAUUCAUGCUUGUACAUGAAUCCAAAGCCAUACAUUUGUAAGGAAUGAGGAGUAGUUUUGUUGAGGCAACACCAUUGUAACAUAUAUAUUCUAUCAUAUAAUAUGUUGAUAAAUACAAAUAUGUUUGCUUGUGUAAAACAGCAAAAUAUAUUUGUAAAUGAUUAAUGCUUAAUCACCUUCAAUGAAAUGUUUUACAUGAUGCAAUUGGAAAA
Messenger RNA from Lotus japonicus, 2395 nucleotides. Its product is annotated as MLO-like protein 6. Gene Ontology annotation, biological process: defense response. Bases 273 to 2000 code for a protein of 575 amino acids. The transcript is spliced from 15 exons. The record is from RefSeq and is a predicted model, not a curated record. Lineage: Eukaryota; Viridiplantae; Streptophyta; Magnoliopsida; Fabales; Fabaceae. Gene Ontology annotation, cellular component: membrane.